CCGCGAGGGGGCGAGCGCGCACCCUCUCUCAUCACCGCGAGGCGCGCCUGCGACUCAUGCAGUAGCCCGGCAUCUCCAGAGACUGCUACCUUGGACUCGUGCUUUCUUCUCCUUUCCUCCCCCUUCCUAAAGGAGUACCCAUCCCUUCGCCCCACGCCUGGGACCUGGGGACUAUAAAGUGAAAAUGGAGCAACAAGAACCAGCAGAUUCUUCUCAAAAUACCAAGCAGUCUAUUAUUUCAGAGGAGCUAAUUUCAGAAGGAAAAUGGGUCAAGCUUGAAAGAACAACUUACAGAGAUCCUACUGGUAAAACAAGUGUGUUGGGGAUGGGACCUUCAGUGCUUUUCCCAGCACUGUCUUCUUCAGUCUUUAGGACUCUAAUCCUAGGAGGCAGCAGAGAGAACUGGGCCAGAAGAACUUGGGAAACCGUGAAGCGGACAACGAGGAAAGGCCAGUCGGCUGAUGGUGUGGCGGUCAUCCCCGUGCUGCAGAGAACCCUUCACUAUGAAUGCAUCAUUCUGGUGAAGCAGUUCCGGCCCCCGAUGGGGGGCUACUGCCUAGAAUUCCCCGCCGGUCUCAUCGAUGACAGCGAAAGCCCCGAAGCAGCUGCUCUUCGGGAGCUCGAGGAAGAAACUGGCUACAAGGGCGACGUUGCUGAAUGUUCCCCAGCUCUCUGUAUGGAUCCAGGUUUGUCAAACUGUACCACACAUAUCGUAACCGUAACUAUCAAUGGAGACGAUGCUGAAAACGUAAGGCCUAAGCCAAAGCCAGAAUUUGUGGAAGUGAUUUCCUUACCAAAGAAUGACCUGCUGAAGAGACUUGACGCUCUGGUAGCUGAUGAACAUCUGACAGUGGACGCCAGAGUCUAUUCCUACGCUCUGGCGCUGAAACAUGCAAACACGAAGCCGUUUGAAGUGCCCUUCCUGAAGUUUUAAGGCCAAAGGACAGUCGCCGUGUUUCUGUAACCAGGACACAGGCCUCCUUCAUUAAGACUUUGUAUUCAGCUUAGUUUCAAUGGAGAUUUGAAAUUAGUUUUUUCAUAAAAUAAAAGCACAGAAUGCAUGUGGUGGUAUGGAAUUGUAAUUACAGGUAGAUUAUAGCCUUCAUUUAAAUGCUAGACUCCAGCUAAUAUUAAAGAACAACAACGUAAAUGCAGGUAAACGUUUAAUCUAGCUUUCAAAAAAGAAAGCUCAGCUGUCAACUUUUCUACUCUAAUCCAGGAGAUACAGUAUUUUCAUAGGAAAAUAGACCUGAAUUCCAAUUAGGUCAACUCUUCCCAACCCCACUAAAAAAUAUGUAGCGAGGUAUGCAAACAACCGUUUACGGCAUUAGAGUUUUUUUAAAAGACAGACCUAUAUAGGGACUUUCUUGGCCUCUCCUAAUCAUCUGCUAUAUGGAAUUAAUCUGCAUAGCAGAGGACAUAAAAGAGAAUAACAUUCGUAAUAAGCAAAUGUUUCCAGUUAGCUAGUGUCCUUAUAGCCAUUUAACUACUGGAGGGUGGCCAGCUCUUAUGUAAUGAAAAACGGUCGAUUCAUUCACGUACCAAGGUUCACAGGCUAAAGAAAAUACAGGGCCCUUCCCUCAAGCACGUGUAUAUACUUCAGAAUCUCAUUUCCUAUCCUUACCUCAAAAAGUACUUGAAGUUUCUAAAAACCAAACCCAUGGUAAUAAGAUUUACAUGGUUUGGGGCAUUGUCUUGGUGUUAAACAGUGAGUGUAGCCAGCACAGUUAGCAAGUACCAGAAACCCAAUACAAGCUUCUUCUUUAAAGGAAAAUAUGGAUUGUUUCUGGCUCAUGCCAUGCCCAAACUUCCCCUGCCCCCAAUCCUCAAGGUCCACCGGUGUCAUUGGCCAUUUUCUUACCUCUUGAGCUUGGCUGUUGUGUGGACUUCUGUAGCCUCAGAGGCUCCAGGAUUACUGCCUCUUUGGUGUAGAAGUCUCUGGAUGGUUCUCAUUGGCUACCCCUAAGUCAUGUUUCCAGCCCUGGACCAGGGGUUAGCCAGGCCCCUCAGAACCAGAUAAGAUCAGGGGACUAGUGCCAAAAAGGCUGCAGUACAGUUUGCUUGUCUGCAGGUUCACUGUCUUACCUAGAGAUAUUUUUAUGAGCAAAAAUAGAUCUUUAUAUUGUACUUCCUAAAAAGGAUGGAAAGAAUCAUGCAACUAGAGAACUGUAUCGAUGAAGUCUACUCUCCCUGUGAAUACUAUGAAAAUUCAGCCCCAACAACUAGUUGCUCUAAUAGUAGCCUUCCCCUGUGCCUCUUAAAUCCUUAUUUUUAAUCAUGGGCAUCAUGAUUCUCCAGGGACUGUAAUCCUCCCCUGAGCACUCAAGGCCCUCGUUACUGCUCAUCAAAAUCGAGGGACGCCAAGGCAUACAGAGAAUGCACGGGCUCAAGCACACAGACUAGUCUCUAAACAGCCUCCAACUCUUGCAAAACCACUCCCCAUGCCAACUGAUAAAGCUACUCAAAUGCUGAUGGAGGACAGAGAUUUGUAACCCUUGCCUGUCCUUUCUGCCUUCUUUUCCCAAGAGUGCAGUUCAGAAGUGACACCUAAAUCCUAGAACAUCCCCUAAUGCAGUUUAUGUUCUCUGUAAACAUCAAAGGCUAUGCUUUGGAAAUUCGGUCAGUUUGCACACUGGCAGUCUGGAUGUUUUCACUGGCUGGCCCUAUCAGUGUAUCAGUAUUUAAACGUUGAAGGUUUAUUAGUAUUUUUUUGAAGGUUUAUUAUUAAAAGCUGUAUUUCUACCUUCUUUGGGGAAAAAUAGCUGUAACACUGGGUUGUAUUUCCAUGGUAACAGUGGUCUGAGGCCCUCAGGAGAUGAUCUCCAGUGGACAUGGCUACUCUCCUGCCUGCCUGUAUUUUCUCUGCCUUCCUCCUGAAAUUAGUUGGCUUUGUGAUCCUAAGCUAAAUAAGAUACACCUCCUGCACUAAGAAAGUAAACAAUGAUAGAAAACCAUACGAAUGAGAAGGACUUCUUUGAAAAAUUAAGUUUGAUCUUUUGGGGCAAUAAAGCACAUACUUUGAAAAAUGAAUUAGGGAAUUCCCUGGCGGUCCAGUGGUUAGGACUCUGUGCUUUCACUACGAAGGAUUCCUGGUCCAGGAGCUAAGAUCCCAUAA
Molecule: messenger RNA, 3115 nt
Organism: Physeter macrocephalus (sperm whale)
Lineage: Eukaryota; Metazoa; Chordata; Mammalia; Artiodactyla; Physeteridae
Gene: NUDT5
Product: nudix hydrolase 5
Exons: 10
Coding region: 185-934 (249 amino acids)
Biological process (GO): ribose phosphate metabolic process; nucleoside phosphate metabolic process
Cellular component (GO): nucleus
Molecular function (GO): ADP-ribose diphosphatase activity
Source: RefSeq, a predicted model, not a curated record